Molecule: messenger RNA, 843 nt
Organism: Alternaria incomplexa
Lineage: Eukaryota; Fungi; Ascomycota; Dothideomycetes; Pleosporales; Pleosporaceae
Exons: 3
Coding region: 1-843 (280 amino acids)
Source: RefSeq, a predicted model, not a curated record
AUGUCUGAAUUGAGAGACUUCAACCGCAUGUUCAGCCUCGACGGCAAGGUCGCGCUCGUCACUGGAGGCUCGAGAGGCCUCGGCCUUCAUACUGCGACCGCUUUUCUCCUCGCCGGUGCGAAGAAAGUCUUCAUCUCCGCGCGUAAGAACGAAGGAGAGCAAGGCAUCGACCAAGCGGUCGAGAAGCUCAACAAGCUGCCUGUAUCUGGUACAGCGGUCGGCGUCGCUGCCAAUGUCGCGGACACAGAAGAUAUCGAGAGGCUAGUCAGAAAGGUCCAAGAGACAGAUGACAAGCUGGAUAUCCUCGUGUGCAACGCGGGAGCCACAUGGGGAGGGCCGUUCGAUCCGACACCAGACUGGUCGAGCAAGAAAGUGCUCGACCUCAAUGUUCGCGGUGUCUUCAACCUGGCACGACUCUUCGCACCCCUGCUCGAACGCGCUGGUACCCGUCAAUCGCCCUCCCGCGUCAUCAUCGUCUCUUCCACAGCCGGCACGACCGUUCCCCACGUCGGUGAGCACGGCACUAUCAUGUACAGCAUCUCCAAAGCUGCAGCCCACCACCUUUCAAGGCAGCUCGCUGUCGAACUCGGGCCCAGGAAUAUCACAACCAACACCGUUGCACCGGGCUUCUUCCCCUCGAAACUCGCAAACGGGCUGAUCGAGAUGCUGGGCGGGCAGCAAGAGCUGGAGGAUAACAAUCCGCGAAAGCGGCUGGGCGAGCCAGAGGACAUCGCUGGCGUCAUGGUAUUCCUGUGUAGCCCAGCAGGAGCAUACAUUAAUGGGGAAGACAUUGCUGUGGAUGGUGGUAUGAGACUUGCAUCAGGACGCCAUUCUAAGCUCUAG